AGCAUGAAGCACCUGUCAUGAUGUCUUGCUAUGUGCCUCAAUAGAAAAUUGGUUUCAGAGAGGGUGGCACGCCUGAAUCGCGUAAAACCUUGUCCUGUCAUCCACUAAAAUGCCUGCCAUUUUAAGCCUCCUAGGGCCGAUGACUUGGUUCCAACCCCCAAUUCCCCAAACACUUGACGGGGGCAUUUCCUUCUAGAGCUUCAUGGCCAGGGUAUAUGCACAGCAAAACACUCAUCACAACGGCUGCUAGCGAGUAGAGACUAUAUAUCGAUUCUGUGCGAGGACAUUAGCUAUGGGCAGAUUCAAGGGUCGAAGCUCAGUAGCAUGCACAGUCUGCCACUCUCAGAAGCUAAAGUGCGAUGGUGCUCAUCCAUGUGGACGCUGCGCUCGUCGCCAAAGAGAAUGCGUGUACCCUGUAAAGACUACAUACGUGACUGUACCGGAAGCCUACCUACGGGAUCUUGAGAGAGCAGCUGCAGGUUCUCAACCGUCCUCCUCUUUAACACCAAGCUUGACAGACGAUGUACCUGAGUAUUCAGGGCAAUCGCAGAGCCCAUCGGAUCCGGGUACAUCGACUAGCGGUAGAGUCGCAGCUCGGGCCCUCAUAUCAGAUGAUUGCAGUGCCGAACGAUUUGUCUAUGACCUCCGGCAGAUGGCGUUGCCAGAAAGUCCGGAGGGGUUUCAGCAACAAGGCGGAUACUCAUACGCAGUGCUCAAAUCCGAUUUGAUAGAGCCGAGAAUAUUGAUAAAGCUCCCUUCAGCGCCGCUAGCUAUUAAGUUACUCGACACCUUCGAGGAGAUAUUUUGCGACCACCAUUGGUUUCUUCGAAGAGACUUCAGGGAACGAGUUCGGCUACUAUUCAAAGACCCCAAGACGCAAUCACAAGACAGAAGCUGGCUUUCAAGGGCAUCUCUUGUUUUUGCCUUGGCUACAACGUUCAUGUAUGGAUCACAGCCUUCUGGCGAGCCUAUAACGGAGCAGUCUGAAACCCCGACACCUCCCGGAUCAGACUUGUUCGAACAAGCUGUUGCUUUACUAAAUGUGUCAUCGGAAGAGCCUACAACCGAGGAUGUUGAGGCAUUGAAUCUGAUGGCGUUCUACUGCUACUCCUUGAAUCGUCGUAGAAUGGCCUACAAAUACGCGACGCAGAGCUUAGCAGUAGCCAAACUCUUGUUUCUCGACAGGACCCCAAGCCUAUCAGCCUUUGGGCAAGAGGUUAUCCUCGAGCACCGAAAGCGUUUAUGGUGGACGUCCUUUUGCAUGGAGAGAAUGGUCGUAGCAGAGCUGGGACUGGCCCCAGCGCACGUCGCGAAUAAGUUCGACGUCGGGCUUCCUUCUUCACGAGACAUACCUGAAUCAGAAAUGGAUCAGUUUUUCGAUCCAAGUGUUCAGACACUGCAGACACAGAUAUGCGAGAUCAAGUGCCAGAUAAUGGAAUCUGUCGGUCACUUACGACGGGUCUCGGACCUAGAAACUAUGUUGUUCGAGCUAUGGCCGUGUUUCGAUACACUGCGGUCUUGGAAGGAGAAGGUGCCUUCAUAUAUCUCUUUUGAUUUCAAAAGUGGUGUGCCAGAGGAAAUGAGCCAGCGAUCAUGCGCUCGCGGACUUGCAUCGCUAUACUUGAGAUAUCACCAGUGUUUCACGGUACUACUUCGACCUUUCUUCUCCAAGAAACUGUCUCUCAGGUUACAGGGAGUUGAUUCUGAUCAUCUCAAAUCGAGGUUAAAUGCAACAAUGCGCCAGCGAAUUCAGGUACUGGCCAAAGAAGGCCACGAUGCAGCAAGGAAUAACUGCAAGAUACUCAUAGAUCUCUUUAACCGCGGUAAACAUGCACGCUUCGGAUAUUGGGACUCAGUGCAUGCUUUCAGUAGCCUCUCCAUCAUAUCUAUUGCAAAAGCUGUUGCUCCCGAACUUGCCGAAACCUCCGAGCUUAAUGACGAGCACCUCUAUACUCAAUGUCGCCUCAUUUUGAAGGAAAUGGCUGAAGCAGGAAACCCUGCUGCAAGGGACCACAACGCCCUACUAGCCGACUUGGACAGUAUCGUUCAGAUGCUCACAACCAACGAAGAUGCCGGACCGAUAGAAAGGCCAACAGAAUUUGAGGUUCCAUCAUUAGAGUUCUGCGAGAGCUUAUGGUCUGAUGUUGAUUGGGUCGAGUUUUUAAAUAAUUGCUCUCAGUGGGCAUAAAAUAAGAGAAGCAAUUCGUCAGUUUACAUUAUUGAUAUUUAAGAGGGUGUGGUUGUACAUGUUGAAUGACGCCGUGGAUGGUUUCACAACAGAAUAUUUUAUCUGGCAAGCUCGGAUAAGCUAAUAUAUACAAUCUAUAAGAUAAU
Fusarium redolens is the source of this 2334-nucleotide messenger RNA. RefSeq lists its product as uncharacterized. The record is from RefSeq and is a predicted model, not a curated record. Gene Ontology annotation, molecular function: DNA binding; DNA-binding transcription factor activity, RNA polymerase II-specific; zinc ion binding. Gene Ontology annotation, biological process: DNA-templated transcription; regulation of DNA-templated transcription. The transcript is spliced from 6 exons. The coding region runs from base 293 to 2188 and encodes 631 amino acids. Lineage: Eukaryota; Fungi; Ascomycota; Sordariomycetes; Hypocreales; Nectriaceae.